GGGACUUCAAUCGAAAAGAACUUCAAGAAAACAUUUCAGGUACUGAAGUUUUCAUUGAAAGAACAACUGUAGAUAAGCGAAAGAAGGUCAAUCUAGCAGAAAGUCAAGAGGAUUCAAGUGACAAACUGAACUCAAAGGAAAUAUUUCCAUUGAAGCAA
Messenger RNA from Heterobilharzia americana, 158 nucleotides. NCBI's taxonomy places the organism in Eukaryota, Metazoa, Platyhelminthes, Trematoda, Strigeidida, Schistosomatidae. The record is from the annotation of a GenBank genome assembly.